AUGGUAUCAAUUGAUAGUAUUUCCAUUGAUUUAAAACUAAUCUUCUAUUCCAACAAAGUCGGAGGCAAAUCAUCAGUGACAAACUGCUUAGCAAGAUAUCCCCUAAAGUUCAUCAUACCCAAAAAGGUGGGUUCUUCCAAAACUGAUGUUGUCUGGGUUUAUGCCCUCACUUAUGGAGGUGGAAUUUUAUCUGGUGAUCACAUUUCUUGCAAGUUUUCUGUGGGAGAUACUUGUACCAUGGUGUUAACCACCCAAGGUUCUACUAAGGUCUUCAAAUCUGUGGGAUCUAAGUGUUCUGAACAAACAUUAGAGGCACGAGUUGGAAGCAAUGCGCUUUUAGCCAUCAUUCCAGAUCCAGUAACAUGUUUUUCCACUGCAAGAUACUAUCAGAAACAAGUCUUCAGUGUGUUUUCAGACUCAAAUUUGGUCAUUGUUGAUUGGAUUACGAGUGGGCGCCAUGAAAGUGGAGAAAAAUGGGAUUUUGAUCUAUAUAGAAGCACCAAUAAUAUAUUCUUAGAAGAUGGUCAACCUUUAUUUCUGGAUUCGAUGUUAUUAGAGAAAGGAAAAAUUGGCUGUGUACAGGAACACAUGCAAGACUACCAAGUAAUUGCAAUGAUUGUACUCCUAGGGCCAAAGAUGCAAUAUAUCCAAAAUCUAGUGCAAGAUCACGUGAAAAGAAUUAUGUCUGAGCAAUUACAGCAUCCUUCUGCUGCCUUGAGCCACCAAAGAGACAAAGCUGAUCCUUUCAUGACAAAGCCAAGCUUCAUGGCUUCUUGCAGUGUGUUUGGUCCUAAGAGAAUUGGUCUUCUUGUUCGAGUGGCUGCUGUUACAACUGAAUCAGUUUAUAAUUUUCUUAAACACCAAUUGGCUCCCUUGGAGCCAAUGAUUGGGGUGCCACCUUACAGAUAA
Messenger RNA from Gastrolobium bilobum, 909 nucleotides. RefSeq names its product urease accessory protein D-like. The transcript is spliced from 9 exons. The coding region runs from base 1 to 909 and encodes 302 amino acids. Gene Ontology annotation, molecular function: nickel cation binding. The record is from RefSeq and is a predicted model, not a curated record. NCBI's taxonomy places the organism in Eukaryota, Viridiplantae, Streptophyta, Magnoliopsida, Fabales, Fabaceae.